Molecule: messenger RNA, 1869 nt
Organism: Westerdykella ornata
Lineage: Eukaryota; Fungi; Ascomycota; Dothideomycetes; Pleosporales; Sporormiaceae
Product: WD40 repeat-like protein
Exons: 1
Coding region: 39-1841 (600 amino acids)
Cellular component (GO): small-subunit processome
Molecular function (GO): snoRNA binding; protein binding
Source: RefSeq, a predicted model, not a curated record
GCGCCGUCUGCACAGCUCUUCACCCACGCACGCCCAGCAUGUCCUCCUUUUUCACGGUCCCGGCCUCGCAGAAGAAGCGCAAGCGAGCCGAUGCUGCCUCUGCAGCCUCGAAACGACGAAAUGUAGCUCCGACGACUACACAGCUUACCAAACGACCUCGCCAAAGAGAACGGGAGGAGUCGAUAUCGGGAAGCGAAAGCUCGGAUGGCGAGCCUGCGCAUGCAAUUGAAGAGGAGGAAGAGUCGGGCUCCUCCGGGGACGAAAACGAGACAGCGGCAGAUAGGAGACGCCGCCUGGCCGAACGAUAUUUGGAGAACAUUAAAUCCGAGGUGCAAGACGAUGUGGGCUUCGAUGCCGCGGAGAUCGAUCGGGAUCUUAUUGCAGAAAGACUCAAGGAAGAUGUUGCGGAAACGAAAGGCAAGGUGUAUAGGCGCAUUGCGGAGAACUUGGAUCUUGCAGGGGCAUCGCAUACUUUUGGAAGAUCUGGUCCUCACCGAGCAACGCCGACUGGCUGUGCUGUGCAUCUACCGUACGCCUGGAUUAUUAGCAAGGAGAUGUUCGUCGAAAAGUGGGAACUAGCAGAUCCCAACACCUGGAGGAAUCCGGACCCCAAUAGGCCAACGAACAUAACCCCUCGCACGAAACCGAGAAGGCUGUUCUGGAGAAGAGGAAACUCGAAAAGAGCUCAUGACCGCGAUUACCUGGGGCAUACAGGUGCAAUUCUCUCGAUAGCUGUAUCGGACUCUGGAAAAUUCCUCGCCACCGGCGACGAGACGGGUCGAUUGGUUAUCUGGGAUGCAGACACCCUGACUCCCAAGAAACUAUUUACACAACAUCGAGACGCCAUAACGUCGCUUUCCUUCCGCCGCGGCACGGAGCAACUGUUUUCUGCGUCGGCAGACCGCACAAUCAAGAUAUGGAGCGCUUCAGAACUCGCGUACAUUGAAACCUUGUUUGGGCACCAGGACACAAUUCUAGGCGUUGCAGGUGGCUUGGAGAUAAAUCAGGAAACUUGUGUUAGUGUCGGAGCCCGGGAUCGAACAGCACGACUGUGGAAAGUGGUGGAGGAGAGCCAACUCGUCUUCCGAGGAGGUGGAACCGCGAGGCAGAAGGGCAUGGAGAAGCUGAAAAAGGGUCGCUUUGGCGGCUCUACAGCGGAGGAGGAGAAAGUAACCACCGAUCACACCAACGGUAUGGCUCCGGAUGACGAGGAUCCCCCCAUUGCAUAUGCAGAAGGAUCCAUCGAUUGCGUGGCGUUUCUCGAUGCCAGUCUAUUUGUGACGGGCUCCGACAACGGCGCGCUGUGUUUAUGGUCUGUCCACAAGAAGAAGCCUCUCUUCACGGUUCCAUUGGCCCAUGGACGCGAUCCCCCUAUCCCCCCAGAGGAGAUGUCGACAGAUGGCAACGUCACAGCACCCCGUUUACCCAGAUACAUCACUGCGGUAGCGACUGUGCCGUAUGCCGAUUUGAUCCUCACAGGAAGUUGGGAUGGCGUUAUCCGAGCGUGGCGACUUGGCCCAGAGAAGCGCAGUAUCGAACCUUUGGGCGAUGUCGGACGUCUUGCUGCUGAGGAACACGCUGGGAUGGUCAACGGUGACAGCACUGCCAAAGUGUCUGACCGGAGGGCAGGCCCUGUACCGGGUAUUGUGAAUGGAUUGACGGUUUGUGAAAGGGGGAACAGGGGCAAAGACGGGGUUUGUAUUGUGGCCGCCGUUGCGGAAGUACCCAGGCUAGGGCGUUGGAUGAGAAAGGACGUUCACAAUGGGAUUGCGGUACUCGAGGUGCCAAGAAAAAUCACACAUGGAGUUGACGAGAGCGAGGAUGAGGAGGAUGCAUCAUAGAUAUACCCCUUCGGUAGCAGUAUCCCAU